This is a messenger RNA of Dreissena polymorpha, 708 nucleotides long. RefSeq names its product N-acetyllactosaminide beta-1,6-N-acetylglucosaminyl-transferase-like. Gene Ontology annotation, molecular function: acetylglucosaminyltransferase activity. The record is from RefSeq and is a predicted model, not a curated record. Lineage: Eukaryota; Metazoa; Mollusca; Bivalvia; Myida; Dreissenidae. The transcript has a single exon. Gene Ontology annotation, cellular component: membrane. The coding region runs from base 1 to 708 and encodes 235 amino acids.
AUGUGGUAUGGGGGCAAAUUGUCCGUUCUUACACCGGAACUAGUUUGCAUGGAGGAUCUCAUUCGACGUAGCCGUAAAUGGAAGUACUUUAUUAACCUGACAGGUCAGGAGUUUCCCCUCAAGUCGAACUUCGAAUUGGUACAAAUUCUGACAGCUUUCAACGGAACAAACGACGUAGAACAUGUCACAGAGAAUUGGUCUCCCCGAUGGAAAGUGGCCGGUCCUCCACCCUUUAACAUCAAACCCGUCAAAGGGGUGGUACAUGCAGUGCUCAGUCGGGCAUUCGUGGAAUUUGCUCUUCACAAUGAGAAGGCCGUUGAAUUCUACAACUGGACGAAGAAGACUUACAUUCCAGACGAGACCUUCUUUGCCACCCUGAAUCACAAUCCAAGCCUUGGUGCACACGGGGCUUACACCGGUAAUAAGACAGCUGAAUCUUUCAUAGCAAGAUUCAAAAACAGGGGCAGCAUCCCGUGUGCUGGGAAAAGAGUAAGGGGCGUCUGUAUCAUAGGAACGGGUGACCUACCCCUGCUGGCCAGGAGCAAGAGUUUAUUUGUUAACAAACUUCAUCAAGAUUUCCAUCCAUAUGCUUACGAUUGUCUGGAAGAGUUGAUUGCUAAUCGGACCAGAGAUUAUUAUUAUGGGCGUUGGACUUUCGACACCAGCUAUUACACACAGUUGGACUUUGUGAAAAAUAAAGUUGGAUAA